This is a messenger RNA of Yarrowia lipolytica CLIB122, 738 nucleotides long. RefSeq lists its product as uncharacterized. Gene Ontology annotation, biological process: FAD biosynthetic process. Lineage: Eukaryota; Fungi; Ascomycota; Dipodascomycetes; Dipodascales. The record is from RefSeq and is a predicted model, not a curated record. Gene Ontology annotation, molecular function: FMN adenylyltransferase activity.
AUGUUUUCACAGACGUGCCACAAGUUCUCCGGGGUUGUGGACUCGUUUCUGGCUUCUAACGGCGGCGCGCUCCGCAAGGCGACCCAAGAUCACGUGAGAGAGUCGCUGAGGGUUUUGCACGAAGCCCUAGAAAGAUAUGAUCUCAACCAGAUAUCGCUCUCUUACAACGGCGGAAAAGACUGUCAAGUGAUGGUCAUUCUACUUUUAGCCGCUCUCUGGCGCCGUUUUGGGGAAGAUCCGGCUGUUCUCAACAACCUGGGCGCCUUCAAAUCCGUCUACGUGGCUUCAGAAAAGGCGUUUGAAGAAGUGGACACAUUUGUGGACAAUUCAUGCCAGGAAUACGGACUGCAGCAGAUCCGGCUGUCUGAGCCAAUGAAGGCUGCGUUCGAGCACUUUUUGAGCGAAAACCCUACCGUCAAGGCCAUUAUUGUUGGCAUUAGAAGAUCGGAUCCGUAUGGACAACAGCUCAAGCCGUUUGAUCCGACUGAUUCGGGAUGGCCAGACUUUAUGAGAGUCCAUCCAGUGCUGGAAUGGAAGUAUGUGAAUAUCUGGGACUUUUUGAGAGGAACAGAUUCGGCCUAUUGCUGUCUGUAUGAUAAGGGAUAUACAUCUUUGGGUGGCACAGACUCGACUGUCCCGAAUCCCAAGUUGUUGAAAAAGGGAACUUGUGCCGAGUUUUUGCCUGCUUAUGCGUUGGUGAAGGAUGAGGAGGAGCGUUUGGGCAGAUUUCGCAAGUGA